Molecule: messenger RNA, 1338 nt
Organism: Penicillium alfredii
Lineage: Eukaryota; Fungi; Ascomycota; Eurotiomycetes; Eurotiales; Aspergillaceae
Gene: png1
Product: peptide-N4-(N-acetyl-beta-glucosaminyl)asparagine amidase
Exons: 3
Coding region: 1-1338 (445 amino acids)
Biological process (GO): protein quality control for misfolded or incompletely synthesized proteins; protein deglycosylation; glycoprotein catabolic process
Cellular component (GO): cytosol; nucleus
Molecular function (GO): peptide-N4-(N-acetyl-beta-glucosaminyl)asparagine amidase activity
Source: RefSeq, a predicted model, not a curated record
AUGGCGGACGGCAGACACCGGGCGGCGCAGCCGGCCAACACCUACGAUGCCACCACCCUCACCACCGAAUUCGAGCAGUUGAUGCGCAACAAGCGCUUCAAUCGACUCCAGGAACAAUCGCGCUCGCGACCCGGCUCCCAGUCUCCCGUUUCGUCCAUGUCGAGUCCGAUGCCACCGCCCCCUUCGCGAGCGCCUCCACCACCGCCAUCGUUCGGCGCUUCACCAACUCACCCAUCCCCCCAGCCAUCGACUCCUUCGCCCUCGCUGCGUGGGCUCCCCAUCAUGCCCUCACCUCCUCAGGACCCGGCUUCGCUCAAGUUCUACAAUCUUCUCAAAGGAUUGUCAGUCACCCCGACCAAGUACGAAAACCCGGGUCUUUUGGAUGAGGCCUUGUGUCUUAUCCCGCUCGAUCGCUUGUAUUCAGAGGCAGAGGAGGAGAGCCAGAUCAUGCAGGCCCAGGCUGCCAGUAUCGGUGGCAAGCCGGAAUGGGGCUACCAAGAUUGUGUGAUUCGGGCAUUGCUAAGAUGGUUUAAACGAUCCUUCUUCCAAUUCGUCAACAACCCCCCUUGCUCGAAUUGCCACAUGCCCACGAUCGCACAAGGUAUGACUCCUCCCACCCCCGACGAAACCGCGCGCGGUGCGUCUCGGGUCGAACUCUACCGCUGCGCCGAGGCGAGCUGUGGUGCCUACGAGAGAUUCCCCCGGUACUCGGAUGUUUGGCAAUUGCUGCAGUCCCGACGAGGCCGUGUAGGCGAGUGGGCCAACUGCUUCAGCAUGUUUUGCCGUGCGGUCGGGGCCCGGGUCCGUUGGGUAUGGAACUCCGAGGACCACGUGUGGACGGAGGUGUAUUCGGAGCACCAGCGUCGAUGGGUGCACGUCGAUGCCUGUGAGGAAGCAUGGGAUCAACCUCGCCUUUACACCGAAGGAUGGCGCCGCAAGCUCUCAUACUGCAUCGCCUUCUCCAUCGACGGAGCGACCGAUGUCACUCGCCGUUACGUUCGCAGCUUCGGCAAACACGGAACCCCGCGUACUCGAGCCCCCGAAGAGGUUGUCCUGUGGUCCAUCCACGAAAUCCGACGCAAGCGCCGUGAAAACAUGUCGAAGACGGAUCAGCGCCGCCUGAUCAAGGAAGACGAGCGCGAAGAGAAGGAGCUUCGCGGAUACAUGGCAUCUGCUCUUGCCGCGGAGAUCAACGGCCUGCUCCCGCGCAGUAUGGUGGGCGGCCGAGCCGACGAGCAAAAGCAUCCCGGUGGGCGCCAGGAGGUGGCUCGCGAGUGGGCCGGAGCUCAACAGCGAGGACCGGGCAACUCUGGCCCCGACCGGUCCGGCGGACGUUAA